CUUUGAAGUCACUGAUCGAUUGCACCUCUGGAUCCUCUCAUUCUGGACUUGAUCACCUCUUCCUUUCGCCACACGCAUGCUCUCCCUCGACCACUUACCCUUACCCCCCCCCUCUCUUUCCCCAGCUGCUCCUCCACCCGUUGUUUUGGGGGCUCUUUUUAAUUUGCUUCCAAUUCAAUUCAAAUCGGAGUUUAUCCCCCCCUCUCUCAUUGAUCGAGCGCAAUGGAGUUCCCUGUCUUUGGUUAUCGGCUGUGAUUCCCUUCCCGCUGCCAGCCUGGGUUGGGUUCACUAAGUGCGCUCUCACCUGAUAUUGAUCUAGGCUCAAUUCAUUGCGUCUUCGAUAGUCAAAAGAGACCCAUCAAUUAAGUGUAUCUGAUCCCUCACCCGGCCUUUCUUUCUCCUGUACUCCGUACAAUAACUUGGUUUCUGCGUUUCUUAUUGCUUGUUCAUCCAUUUCAUUUUUUUUCCCCCUAUUAAAUCAACCAUACAUCUUGAGUCUGAAUGAUUCCCCUUGUCCGAUCUGUUUGUCUCAAUGACCCCUCACCUCAUAAUGUCGCUCCAACGGGCUCUGUCGCUGACUUCUGCAGCUUCUCGGCCCUUGGCUUUUAGCAUAGACCACCGCGUGUUUUAGCCGUCGCCCAGACGCCUUGACAUGGGAUCAGUCCUCCUCAACCAUCCGCGGUCGGAUCACGUUGACAGCUCCUACACCAUGCUGGGAGGCGCCAUCACUCCCUCGGAAUCCGUCUAUCGACCUUCAUCCCAUCAAACUUCUCACCCAUCAUCUCACUUGGACACCGGCAGUUCCAGGUCCACGUCGACCAGUACCACCCCCACUUCCUCCACAGCCCCGCCAUCAACAUCCGCCGCCGGCUCUGCUCGUCUGCACUCCCACUCUUCGCAUGAUGUGCCUGCCUAUAUCAACCGGUCAUCUCACACACCAUCUCAACUGUCCACACGAGAAUCUUCAGCCACGCCGGGAUCGACACACACCCAGCCUCCCUCAAUGAGUUCCACCCAUGUGCCUUAUCCUGACACUUCCACUUACCCCGCGCUCCAUCGCUCCCAACAUGUGAGUACCAACCAGACUGCUGCUGCGCCGAUCACCGGUUCUCACCGGGAGAGUCACUCAUCUCCCGCUUCACCUCGGCUGAAGCCGACACACCAGUCUCUGCGGUCACUGGGUGGGUCAGAAGCGAACUCCCCGAGCCGUAUCAAGGUCCGUGAUCUGUCUCAUAUCCAGAGCUUUGCCAGCGAAGAGUUCUUGGCCCAGUCGCAGAGGGAUCGAAUGCCCGGGCAGUGGUACCAGGAGCGCCAGUAUGAGAUUAGCUCUAUGCCAGUCACCGAUAUUAUUGAAAUGGUCGCUGGACUUCUUACGAAAAUAACCACGACCAAUGACACGCACCAUGAGCAGAUUCAUCGACACAUCCCGCCCCCUGAUGGCACAGCAAGCCUUAGCCCGCAAGCCACGAGUGUGCUUGCAUUUCAUGGCAAGAAUGUACCGAGCAUCAGCAUUCUCAGCUAUCUGACUCGCAUUCAUAAGUACUGUCCAACUACUUAUGAGGUCUUCCUAAGCCUACUAGUGUACUUUGAUCGCAUGACCGAACUAGUGAAUAAAGGCCAAUUGGAGCGUCUCCAGCGGCGCUGGGGACAUGUCCGAGCGGACUCCGCCUCUCGGCCAGGGUCUCAGGCGUCGGCAGUGAAACCUGCGCACGAUUCGCCCAUGGUGACUCCCCCUUCUUCUGCUGGAAUGAGAGCGCAGGACCCGACAAGUCCAUCUUCUAUAUCACCGUCUUUGCAACCCCAAGAAGAUGACUAUCUUUCCCAAUUUUUUGUUGUCGAUAGUUUUAACAUUCACCGGCUGGUCAUCGCGGGCGUGACCUGUGCCAGUAAAUUCUUUUCCGAUGUUUUCUACACUAAUUCUCGAUAUGCGAAGGUGGGAGGUCUUCCGCUGGUUGAGCUGAACCACCUCGAGCUUCAAUUCUUACUACUAAACGAUUUUCGACUCUCAAUACCAGUUGAAGAAUUGGAAUCAUAUGGAACCAUGCUUGUCGAAUUUUAUGCACGGGAGAUUGUUGCUCAACAACAGCAACAGCAGCAGAUAACGUCUCAAACAGAGGUGCCUCGUCCGUUCGGCGCAUCUACGGGGACGGACCCUCAAUCGGAUGCGAUGUAUAUGCGGUCUCACGAGAAGCGUCGCCCCGAUCAGCCGGAAAUUCGACAGACCCCAACGCCACCGUAACUCUUGAGUGUCGAACCAUUCAACUCUCUCCCCUCUUAUACGCACGGUUUAGCGACUGUUAUUCGAUAGGAUGAUGUCAUUUGUGGCUUCUAAGUAUCAACGAUUGAUUGUCUCUCCAGUUGACGUCACAUACCCCCACUACUUUUUGUCUGCCGAUCUCCUUUAGUGCGCGCAUCUUCGGGUCACGACUUGUUCUUCUACUUAUAGACUCUUGGCUGCUAGCAUGUUGGUAUAUUAUCUGUGUUGAUUCUCAUGGAUCCCGAUUAUUCUGUGUUUCCGGUACUUAAUGUACACAACUCCAUUACCUCUGCAUAUGUUAUCUUGACAUCGGCCGGUGUUUUCGGGCGUUCUACUGUUGUCUGGGUUAUACGGCCGCGAGAAUCGUUUCAUCUUUGUAACUUGGUCUUCCUUCUUUAUAAUCUACUCUGGUCAACAUUUUCGCA
Aspergillus caelatus is the source of this 2682-nucleotide messenger RNA. RefSeq names its product putative cyclin-dependent protein kinase complex component. The coding region runs from base 653 to 2239 and encodes 528 amino acids. Gene Ontology annotation, cellular component: nucleus; cyclin-dependent protein kinase holoenzyme complex. The record is from RefSeq and is a predicted model, not a curated record. NCBI's taxonomy places the organism in Eukaryota, Fungi, Ascomycota, Eurotiomycetes, Eurotiales, Aspergillaceae. The transcript is spliced from 2 exons. Gene Ontology annotation, biological process: regulation of cyclin-dependent protein serine/threonine kinase activity. Gene Ontology annotation, molecular function: cyclin-dependent protein serine/threonine kinase regulator activity; protein kinase binding.